Messenger RNA from Cladophialophora bantiana CBS 173.52, 675 nucleotides. RefSeq lists its product as uncharacterized. Lineage: Eukaryota; Fungi; Ascomycota; Eurotiomycetes; Chaetothyriales; Herpotrichiellaceae. The transcript has a single exon. Bases 1 to 675 code for a protein of 224 amino acids. The record is from RefSeq and is a predicted model, not a curated record.
AUGGUCAAAAUCGCUGUUGUCUUGUGGCAUGCGGACGAGGCGGGUGUCAAGCAGGCUGAUUUGCCUGACAUCUGGACGGACGUGACCGCCCGAAUGAUUGGCAAUCAUCUGGAGAAGCUUGAAAUGCCAAUCUGGGACCUCGAGAUUCAGAAGUCCUAUCGCAGUUGGGUCAAAAUGCGGGAGCGGUUGUUGGAGGCAAGAAUGGCAGCGGCCAAGGCCAAAACUGAUGCCAUGAAAGCUGAUGGUUCGAAGAAGGAGUUGAGCAAGAAGUUCAAAGAGAUACAAACCGGCCACGAAAAGCUUGUUGCAGUCAAGGAACGUUCGGGGGAAACGGACAACAAGUUUACCAAAUUGGGGGCCUCUUUUGUUGAUGCCAUCAAAGCUCAAGACAUGGAGAAGGCUGCUCGCCUUGCAGCCGAGUGGCGGAAAACCAGUAAGGGAAAGAGCAAAGCCAAUGCUGAGGAGUUGGUCGACGAAGGCGAGAAGGAUGAUGAUGAAGAGAGAUCUGAAGAGGACGAAGACGAGGAGAUGGGUGACGACGGCGACGACCCCGACGACAGCGAUCACGUCGAGGAAGGUUCCAACAUUCGCUGUGGCAGACCGGGCCCAUCCAUGAGUUUGCGGAUCGAGAGGCGCAAGUUGGCCCUCGAUGAAACGCUCGCUCCAACCACAUAA